GAUGUUCUCACAGGAUGCUGGAACGAGCAGUCCGAGUCGAGCGGCAUGAGGAGGAAGAAAGGAAAAGAGUCAGCUGAGAAGAGCGUCGGGGAUUCCAGCGGCCGUGCGGUCUCUAUCGAUCCCGUUUUGGAGGUGUCGGAAGGUGGGGUGCGCACACGAGGUGGUGAGGAUGUGAAAUCAACGUGGGCAGGACACGCUGGAAAGACUCGCCGUCUGCCAAGAGUCAGCAACAUGGCCGCCUUCCCGUUGCUCUUCCCGCUUCUGGUCGGCUGCGCGGUGACGGCAGUCCGCCCGCCUCGCCAUCGCCCUUCCUGCCACAUCGUGGGGACGAGGGUGGUCUGCAGUGAUUUAAGCCUGACCGGCACCGCCGCCGACCUCCCGUCGGGCGUCCGAGCGCUGGACCUUUCGCACAACCAGCUGCGGAAUCUCAGCCGCGACACACUCGCCGGCCACACGGGCCUGCAUCACCUGGACCUGCACUCCAACAAGAUCCGCUUCAUUCAGCCGGGACUUUUUGAGGCCAUGCGUGACCUCAAAGUCCUGGAUCUGUCCGGCAAUCAUCUCAACGUGUUUGCUCUGGCCAAAAUUCAAAUCGGAACACUCGCAGCGGUGGAGUCUCUGGAUCUUUCCAGUAACGGCUUGUACACGGGGAUGUCUGACGUUUUCCUCGCCGAUUCUCCUUGGCUGGUGGAGCUCUCGCUGAGCAGCAACAGCAUCACCAAGAUCUCGCAAAACACUUUCAGCGGCGCCUCGUCCCUGAGGAGGAUUAGCCUCCAUAACAACGUCAUUUUGGAGAUCGAAGACGGCGCCUUUGACUCUCUUGAUGACCUCGUCGAACUGGACUUGUCCAUGAACUCUAUCGCCUGCAUCACAGAUUUCAAUUUGAGACGGCUGAGAGUGUUAAACCUCAGCAGGAACAGCCUGGAGCUCUUCCAGAGCACCGGAUCAGCCGAGCUGUACCAUCUCGCCUUUCUGGAUCUGAGCGAAAAUAAACUGCCUUAUUUCCCACUGCUGCCCGCCAACAACACAAUCCGACAUCUGGACCUGUCGCGCAACCGCCUGCAUAGCCUCAACGUGACGGACACGGCCGAGACCAAGACGCCCGAGACCGUUUUGAGGCACCUGGAACACUUGGACUUAAGUUACAACCAGCUCACGGACUUGCCGCAGUCCUUCUUUCGCACAAUGACGUCGCUGGAAGUCCUCAACGUGAGCAACAACUGCGUCACCUUGUUUUCCGUCACCGACGAAGACCUCCUUCCCGCAGCCAAGAUCAUCAACCUUAACUACAACUCCCUAGAGAGACUUUCCUUCGGCGAAGGGAGCCUCCAGGCUUUGGAGGAGCUCUUCCUGCAAGGUAACGACCUCAGCACCCUAGCGCAUCAAAUGUUCCAGAGACUUCCGAGUCUGAAACUACUACAGCUCCAGGAGAACAAUCUUCGAGUGUGCCCCUCACAGACAAAACCAGAUCCAAAUCCUGCAAAAUGUGUCUCGUUCUCUUCCGUUCCAAAUCUCAAGGCCCUUUACCUUUCUCGGAACAAUCUGAAGAGUUUGCCUGAUAGAGCGUUUGCCAACAGCCCUCUCAGCUUGCUCGACUUGUCCCUCAAUCCCGGCAUGGAGAUGCACCGAGACUCCUUGGCCGGUCUGGAGGACUCCCUGGUCCAGCUCCUUCUGAGGGAGAACAACAUUUCCCGCCUGAACACGGACAUGUCAUCACUGAGGAGCCUGAAACUGGUCGACCUGUCCACCAACCACCUGACCAGCCUCCCCGCGUGGAACCGAGAGCUCUCCAUCGAGACCCUCAACUUGCAGAACAACAGCCUGGUCACUCUGGAGCGCAGCACCGUGGCAGCGUUGGAGCACUCGCUGAAGACGCUCUACGUGGGCGACAAUCCGCUCAGCUGCUGCGGAAACCUGGACUUGGUGCGCCUGCUGCAGCACUCGGCCGUGGUGGUGCCCGACAUCGAGGCGGCGACGUGCGUUCUCGGCGAGGGCUCGGAACCGGUCAACAUCGAGAAAGUGACCCAGGAAAUGUGUCGGGGACGAAAGAAAGCCAAAUACAUCGUCGUCAUCGUUGGGGUUGUGUUCUUGGCUGCCAUUGCCUUGGGAGUGCUGGUGAAAUACUGCAAGUCGAGGAAGGGGAAGCAUAUCCGAAGAUUUAGCGCAUGAAGGAGAAUUCAUUUUGGAAAAAGUGGAUUAUACCCUCACACACACUGACUUUUAAGAUCUGAUUUUUGACCUCACGCGAUUAUAAGUGUAACCUGCUUAAAAUUCUGCUGAACAUUUUUUGGGAAGGUAUUUACUUUUAAGAGUCCAGAAUACUUCAAUCUAGGAACAACUUGAGUGGCUUUCGACUAAUAAUGUCUUAAUCGUGGAUUGCUUUUUUUGAUUUCAAUCUGAAACCAAAUAGGAAAUCAGGUUUCAGUUAACGGUCUCCAUUUUCUUGCCGGUUGAUAAACGUUAGCAUAAAAAUGGAAUUUAAGGAGUGACAUCGUUUAAAGUAAAUGGAAAUGAAUGAUGGAAUUGAACCGCUGGAGAAAAGGAACACCUGAGGGGACAGUUUGGACGAGCAUUUAGCUUUUAUGGACAUUAGCUUGAAUUCAAAGCUCAUGAAAAAAAAAGUGUGGGUGAAGUCCGCUGUCGUAAUUGGAGUCUGGCGACUGAUCCUCUUCAGACUCAAGAAGUAGUUUUUGCACUUUACGCUUACGCUCGUUUUUUGUGUGUGUGUCAUUUGUGAACACUAAUAACAGUUUUUAUAAUUUAUUUUUGUAUUAGUCAGGAUGAAUUUAUUCAAAUUAUUGGACUGAGCACUCGCAAUAAUAACUGUGACACUUUUUUUUACUAUGAUGGCACACUUUUUGUACCCAAAAGUCAUUUCAUAUAAUGAGAUACACUGACAACGUGCGUGAUUAAACAUAAACCCGUGAACACUUUC
Molecule: messenger RNA, 2935 nt
Organism: Hippocampus comes (tiger tail seahorse)
Lineage: Eukaryota; Metazoa; Chordata; Actinopteri; Syngnathiformes; Syngnathidae
Gene: lrrc32
Product: leucine rich repeat containing 32
Exons: 3
Coding region: 46-2169 (707 amino acids)
Cellular component (GO): extracellular matrix
Molecular function (GO): protein binding
Source: RefSeq, a predicted model, not a curated record